CCUCAGCCAACUUACAAGGGGUCCAUUCUUACUCCUGAUCAAAGUGUACCAUACAGCACAUCUCCUGACAAUUUUGAUGACGAACCGCCUCUCAUGGAAGAGCUUGGAAUCAAUUUUGAGCAUAUUUGUCACAAGACCUUAUCAGUAUUGAAUCCUCUGAAGCAGCCGGAUGCAACAAUCAUGCAGGACACUGACCUGGCUGGCCCUCUGGUCUUCUGUCUGGCUCUUGGAGCAACUCUUCUACUGGCUGGUAAGGUACACUUUGGUUACAUAUACGGGAUUGGAGUAGUUGGCUGUCUGGCCAUGUACGCCCUGCUUAAUCUUAUGAGUCUGUCAAGUGUGUCUGUUAGCUGCAUCGUCAGUGUACUUGGCUACUGUCUCCUCCCCAUGGUCAUUUUAUCAUUUAUUGCUGUUUGGAUUUCGUUGCAAGGACUAGCUGGAACGGUCAUGACAGUUGUUGCAGUUUUGUGGUGCAGUGUGUCGGCUUCCAAACUUUUCGUCAGCGCAUUGUCAAUGGACCAUCAACAGUUUCUCGUGGCUUAUCCUUGUGCACUUGUCUAUGGAAUAUUUGCUUUGUUGACUGUAUUUUAG
This is a messenger RNA of Helobdella robusta, 591 nucleotides long. RefSeq lists its product as hypothetical. The transcript is spliced from 5 exons. The annotation marks the transcript as partial. Gene Ontology annotation, biological process: endoplasmic reticulum to Golgi vesicle-mediated transport; vesicle fusion with Golgi apparatus. Gene Ontology annotation, cellular component: membrane; trans-Golgi network. The record is from RefSeq and is a predicted model, not a curated record. Lineage: Eukaryota; Metazoa; Annelida; Clitellata; Rhynchobdellida; Glossiphoniidae.